Daucus carota subsp. sativus is the source of this 1587-nucleotide messenger RNA. RefSeq names its product probable cyclic nucleotide-gated ion channel 20, chloroplastic. NCBI's taxonomy places the organism in Eukaryota, Viridiplantae, Streptophyta, Magnoliopsida, Apiales, Apiaceae. The transcript has a single exon. The record is from RefSeq and is a predicted model, not a curated record. The coding region runs from base 1 to 1587 and encodes 528 amino acids.
AUGGAACAACAUUCGGAGUUGAGGCAUAGUGCAUCAUCAGUAGCCGUUUCAGUAGACUCUCCGCCCUCCAAUGAUCAGACGUUGCCUAAAGAUAAUUUGGCAAACGGACCAUUUUCUGCGAUUUAUAAAAUGAUUCCAGGGGUCAUGAAUCCAAAUUCCAGACGUGUUCGACAUUGGAGUAAAUUCAUCAUCUACUUCUUUUUUUUAGCAUUUCUGCUUCAAACUCUUCUCAUCUUUCUGUGGCACCUGAAGCAGGAUAAAAACUGCAUAGCUAAUUCCGGAACUUUGAUUGAGGUUUUAUUCGAUUUUCUGCUACAGUCCUCUAAUUUAAUUUUCUUGCUGCACAUAACUUUCAAAUUUAGGGUGGCUUAUGUUGAUCCUAAAUCCACUCUGUUAGUUUACCAUCCAAAAAAAGUAGCUCUCAAUUAUCUUUUCGGGUACUUCAUUUUUGAUUUGCUUUUAGUAUUACCGUUUAGUCUAAGAAUUUUCGAACAGAUUUUCCAAGGAUACUACUCGUCUUCUGGGCCAUUCGAGAUUUUUUCUUUUUUGCAGUGUCUUACUCUGUUGUGCAGAAUUCUAUCUUUGUUUGCUGACGAGACUUCCAGCGCCUUCUUCUUUGAGUCAUGGUCGUCCAAGUUUGUUAUCAAUCUUCUCUCGUUCUUUCUUUUCAGUCAUGUGGUCGGGUCAUUUUGGUAUAACUUUGCACUAACUAGAGUAGCCAAAUGUCUUUAUGAAGCUUGUGGCGAGCCUUGGUGUUUAAGAUAUAUAAAUUGUGAGAAUGAGUAUGGGAAAAUCAUAACCGAUCCAUCAUUGAAAAAGUGGAUGAACAACAACAAUGCCACGGCUUGUUUUAGAAAAGGCGGUUAUGACUAUGGUAUUUAUGAGCAAGCUGUUAGUCUGAUGACAAAAUCUAAUUUACCAAUGCGAUACAUAUAUUCACUAUUUUGGGGGUUCCAGCAAACUAGCACUUUGGCUGGAAAUCAAAUUCCAUCUUUCUUUGUCGUGGAAAUCCUCUUCACUAUGUUUGUAAGUGCUAUGGGUCUUUUGCUGUUCUCUCUUCUCAUUGGAAAUAUGCAGAGUUUUCUCCAAGCCCGAGGACACAGGAGUUCAGAAAAGUUUGUAAGGGGUUUGGACGUUGAGCAGUGGAUGAGCCAGCGGCGCCUGCCAGAGGAACUUAAAAUGAAAAUCCGUCAAUCAGAACAACAUAAUUGGGUUGUCACCAGAGGUGUGAAUGAAUUAGAUCUAUUAGAGAAUCUGCCAGAUGACCUUCAAAGAGAUAUACGUCGACAUCUCUUCAAAUUUUACAAGAAAAUCCCAUUAUUUUCCCUGAUGGAUGAGUCCAUCUUAGAUGCCAUCAGAGAAAGAAUGGAACAAAAAAAUUAUAUCAAAGGAAGCAGAAUUUUGGUUCAUGGAGGUCUCAUUGAUAAGAUGGUUUUCAUUGGUCAGGGGAAGCUUGAGAGUAUUGGAGAAGCUGAGCAUGUAAUUCCUUUGUCUGAGGGGGAUUUUUGUGGCGAAGAACUUGUUACAUUGUGUUUAGAGCAUUAUAUUCUAAACAGAGACAGGGAACAGACUAAUUCCUCAACUUAG